Messenger RNA from Schistocerca piceifrons (Central American locust), 2165 nucleotides. Its product is annotated as BRCA1-associated RING domain protein 1-like. The transcript has 9 exons. Lineage: Eukaryota; Metazoa; Arthropoda; Insecta; Orthoptera; Acrididae. The record is from RefSeq and is a predicted model, not a curated record. Bases 80 to 1891 code for a protein of 603 amino acids. Gene Ontology annotation, molecular function: protein binding.
UAUAUUUGCGCGGGAAAAUUGUGUACACAAGGAAGAAGUGUGUUUGUCAUUAUUUGAUUUAUUUGUUUCAUUGUGAAAUAUGUUGACAGAUCGUUGUGACUGGACGGAAACGAAGAAAGUACUGGAGGAUCUGAAAGAAAAAUGUAUAUGUUAUGUAUGUAAACAAGUAUCAAAAUCACCACACGAAUAUGAAUGCAGUCACUUCUUUUGUGAGAACUGCAUCAAUUGGAGCCGAAAUGCUUGCCCAGUGUGUGGUGUCCCAUCGCAUGCAGCAGUAAUAGUUCCUGACCGCUGUAUAAGCAGUUGUAUUGAAGUACUAAAUACAUUCCAUUCUCUUCUGUCUCCUGAAAGUGAUCCAUUAUCAGAAGAUUUACACUCGAAUGAGGGGUGUCGGCAACUGACAACUGCAGUUGACAGUGUUGGUCUACCACAGAACACAGCACGUUUAAAGUCAUCAAGAAAUUCAUCAGCUGUUAAAACCUAUUCAAGAAAAUCUAUGCAGAAGAACAAUGAUGAUCAACAUUAUUCUCAUCAUAAGAUAAAGGAUGAUACAUGUGAACAGAGGGAAACUGAUGAUUUUACUGUUAAAUCAAAAAUUGCUGCAGAAGCUGUCAACGUGCGGAAUAAACGGCCUCCGAAACGUUCGGUCAGUAAAGGUCGCAGAUCCAGGAAGGCAUCAGGCAGCAACUCUGUAACAAACUCUGAUGAACCAUUAGUAACUCAGAGGACCAGUAGAGAAAAAUCAAAAAGUAAAAAGACAGCUCAUUCUCCUAAGGCUACAUCAGCAAAAGAUAAAAGAAAUGCAAAGGGUGAAACACCUCUGCAAGUUGCAUGUAUAAAGGGAGACGCUGCUCGAGUGAAAUCACUUUUGGAUGAAGGCGCCAAUCCAAACACAAAGGAUUUUGCAGGUUGGACACCACUACAUGAAGCUGUGCAAUCAGGAAAUUUUACCAUAACAGAGUUGCUGGUAAAGGCUGGAGCUGCUGUGAAUGCAACUGGUGCAGGAAAUACUACUGCUUUGCAUGAAGCUGUGGAAAGUAAUAAUAUAGACAUUGUGAAGUUGCUGGUUUCACAAGGAGCAUGUGUUAAUGCCCGUAAUGCGUACGGUUUAUCUCCUCGUGAUGUUGCACGAACUGACGAAAUUAAGGCUAUACUUAAUGAGAAUAUAAGAACUGAGCCUGUGGAAGUGGAAGAAAACAUAGCAAGCUUUGAUGCCAGUAACACUGUCAUUCUUGCAUCUGGCCUGUCUGAUGACCAGGAGAAGGAUCUCAGGAAGUUCAUUGAUGCAUUUGAUUUCCAAGUUGUAGAAAAUUAUUGUUCUGAAGUUACUGCCAUCUUAACAAACACUGAAGAUGGACAAGUGUGUUCACUGACGUUACCUGUUCUUUGUGGUAUCAUGCAAGGGAAAUGGAUUGUUAGUUUUGACUGGGUACGCAAAUGUACAUCAGAAAAUAAGAUAGUUGAUCAUAAACCAUUUGAGGCUAAAGGAACAUUGGCUUUUCCUAAUUCUGAUGCUCCAAGGAAAGGAAGACUGACUAACAUUCAGCAGGUUCCAAGCAUCUUCAAUGGCUGUUACAUUUAUGUUAUGCAUGGUGGAGUGUGUACUGUGCAUGGAUUGAACAUGAAUAAAAAAGAUGUUACAACACUUAUACAGAUGGGUGGUGGGACAGUACUGUACAGGGAACCUAAUCCAGAAUCAAUACCUGAAAGUGAGUGCACAGUUCCGUUCCAUGCUGCUGGUGAUGGUCCUCUGGCAAAGUGUUCACAUUACAUCAUAUAUAAGCCAGGAAAAACAGAGCCUCAGCUCAAAUACAACAUGAAACAUGUUAAGACUCUGCCAGUAGACUGGCUUAUUUCUUGCAUAGAAAAAUUUGAGCUAAGUCUCCCUUAAAAGAAAGGAUAUGGGGCAGCUUUGGAAAAAUCUCUUGGACUUGUGACUACAGUUGAAUGUGUGGCACAUGAGAUAACUGCAGUGAUGCAUUUAUUUGUUAAGUGUUAAAUACUGUAAAUGGAAAAUACAUGUACAUAUGCUGAACACUGUACAGUUUUGAUGUUAUUAGAGCAUAACCAACAUUUGGUGAGUUACUGUUGACAUAGUGUUUUUGCACUGGCAAUAAUGUUAUUUGCUUUGAUGAAAUAAAUAUACCUGAGGUAAUAAUCUUAAA